This is a messenger RNA of Gregarina niphandrodes, 167 nucleotides long. RefSeq lists its product as hypothetical. The transcript has a single exon. NCBI's taxonomy places the organism in Eukaryota, Apicomplexa, Conoidasida, Eugregarinorida, Gregarinidae. The record is from RefSeq and is a predicted model, not a curated record. The annotation marks the transcript as partial.
AUGACGAGCGAAUCGGAAAUGAUGAGGAUGGCGGAGAAAGUGAAGGAGGAGAUGAAGAAGGCGCUGGAACCGAAAGAGGAGAUGAAGAAGGUGGUAGAGGAGAAGGUGGAGCAAGUUGCCCGCCGGUCUCAGAUGCCGAUUGAAAUGCCCGGUGCCCUUCCUACAGA